AUGAGCAUAUUAAAUUGUCUUGAUAUUGCAUAACAAAUAGCUAAAUGUAUUUUGUAAAAGAGGUAUAAACAUAAGGUGGAUAUGAAUUUUAAUCUUGAAUGUAAUUUAAUUAGAAAGAGAUGGAAUUCUAAUGGGGAAAAUAAUUUAGCAAUUCAAUUUUAUUUGAAAAAAUAAUUGAAACCUUAUUUAGUAGAGGAAUGGAAUAUUUUGUGUAAUUUACAAUAGAUAAACGAGAAUUCUUAGUAAUUUUUUGAAAAAUGCAUUGAAUUAACAUAAUUAACUCCAUUAUAAUAAAAGUAAGAUAAUGAAAUAGAUCAUAUCAUUCAUUUGAAUGAGAAUAAAAGUACAGAUUGGAUUGAUCCUAAUUUAAUAGCUACAUUACAAAUUUAAUUAUCAAAUAAAAUGACAGUAAACGUUGCAUAUUUAUAAAACUUUGAUCCAAUUGAAUAAAUGGAAAAAGAAUCAGUUAAUGAAUUUAAAUCUUUUCGUAGAGAUAGAUUUUUAUCUGAUGAUAUACAUACAUAAAAUGGUAUUUAAAUAAAAUUAAAUAGAAACUCAAAUACGUAAAACAAGUUUUCAUGAUUUAGAUGGUUUAAGGAAAUACAAAAAAAAUUAAGCUAUAAUUACAUAAGCAAUUCAUAGAAAGAAUGAUUCUUUAUGUAAUAAUAUAUUUUAUUAUUAGCAUCUAAUUCUAGUAAAAAUAAAUCAACUCAAUUAUUAACAAUUAUUAAUAAAAAAGAUGAUGUAGAAAUAUUAUCAUCUGCUGAAGAUGCUUAAAAAAUUAUUGAUUAAGAUGAAAAUGGUGAUUAUGAAAUUUAAAUGAUUAUUGAUGAAUAACCUAUGGAUAAAGGAUAAACUGUAAUUAUUAAAUCAAUUUCAUAAAUGCAUCCUGUUACAGAUUUAAUUCUAAAAAUUAGAGAGAAAAAACAUCAUUAUAGCUAAUAAUUAAAUGAAACUUUGAGUUUUAUUAAAAGUUACACCUGA
Messenger RNA from Paramecium pentaurelia, 984 nucleotides. The record is from the annotation of a GenBank genome assembly. NCBI's taxonomy places the organism in Eukaryota, Ciliophora, Oligohymenophorea, Peniculida, Parameciidae.